Molecule: messenger RNA, 555 nt
Organism: Paramisgurnus dabryanus
Lineage: Eukaryota; Metazoa; Chordata; Actinopteri; Cypriniformes; Cobitidae
Gene: cart3
Product: cocaine- and amphetamine-regulated transcript 3
Biological process (GO): cellular response to starvation; G protein-coupled receptor signaling pathway; negative regulation of appetite
Molecular function (GO): neuropeptide hormone activity
Source: RefSeq, a predicted model, not a curated record
GAGGACCUGUUCAUUUUGGGUUUUGACCAUGGAGAGCUACAAACUCUGGACAGCAGCGAUGGCGUGCGCGGUGCUGCUCUCCUUUGCUCACGGUGCUGAAAUGGACUUGGACAACGAACCUGAGUUAGAAACGAGAGCCUUGAGAGAUUUUUACCCGAAGGAUCCAAACUUAACCAACGAAAAGCAGCUCCUCGGGGCUUUACAUGACGUUUUGACCAAACUGCAGACUAAACGCAUCUCACUUUGGGAAAAGAAGUUUGGACGCGUUCCCACAUGCGACGUUGGGGAGCAGUGCGCCAUUAGAAAAGGAGCAAGAAUUGGCAAAAUGUGUGACUGUCCACGUGGAGCGUUUUGUAAUUACUUUUUGCUGAAGUGCUUGUGAAGAAGAUGGACUGUGAAUUGAAAACACAGAAGUUAAAGAUAUUUGUACAUUGUCAUUUCUAUUUUUAUGAUCUUAAAGUGCUAUCAGAAAAACAGAUGCAUUGGAAAGAUUGUUGAUUUAUUUGCUGCUCUUGAUGUGUACUGAAACCUAAUAAAUUGUGUGUUGUGUUUUCU